Lagopus leucura (white-tailed ptarmigan) is the source of this 3384-nucleotide messenger RNA. RefSeq names its product double PHD fingers 3 (gene DPF3). Gene Ontology annotation, biological process: nervous system development. Gene Ontology annotation, cellular component: nBAF complex; nucleus. The record is from RefSeq and is a predicted model, not a curated record. Bases 142 to 1305 code for a protein of 387 amino acids. The transcript has 13 exons. NCBI's taxonomy places the organism in Eukaryota, Metazoa, Chordata, Aves, Galliformes, Phasianidae.
AAAAUGGCGACUGUCAUUCACAACCCCCUGAAAGCGCAAGAUCUUCCAAGACUGCCUCAUCUUGUCUAAAAAGAUCAAAGAACCAUCAUUCAUUCAAAGAAGCGAGAAGAUAACUUUGUGCUCCGCAACACCUUUAAGCCUAUGGCUUUUCUCCAAAGGAGACUUGGGGACCAGUUCUACAAAGAAGCAAUUGAGCACUGUCGCAGCUACAACUCCCGGCUGUGUGCUGAACGGAGUGUUCGCCUUCCCUUCCUGGACUCACAGACUGGAGUUGCUCAGAACAACUGCUACAUCUGGAUGGAGAAGCGGCACAGGGGACCAGGCCUGGCCCCAGGUCAGCUGUACACAUACCCGGCACGUUGCUGGCGCAAAAAGAGGCGUUUGCAUCCUCCUGAGGAUUCCAGGCUGAAGCUGCUGGAAAUUAAACCUGAAGUUGAUCUGCCUCUGAAAAAAGAUGGCUUCACAUCAGAAAGUACAACACUGGAAGCCUUGCUGCGUGGAGAGGGAAUAGAGAAAAAGAUGGACACUAAAGAGGAAGACCCUAUACAAGAAAUCCAGAGGGUUUUAGAAAACGAUGAAAACGCAGAUGAAGUGAAUGAAGAAGAGGAUUUGGAAGAAGAUAUUCCAAAACGAAAGAACAGGCCAAGAGGACGGCCAAAGACCCCCACCUGGAAAAAAAUUUUCCAGAAAAAUGCUCGGGGAUCUGGAGGUGGCAGGAGACGAAAUGAUGCUGCCUCCCAGGAUGAUCAUGACAAACCCUAUGUUUGUGACAUCUGUGGCAAGCGUUACAAGAACAGGCCUGGACUGAGUUACCACUAUGCUCAUACUCAUCUUGCCAGUGAAGAGGGUGAUGAAGCCCGGGAGCAGGAGACCCGCUCUUCUCCUGUCCACAGAAAUGAAAACCACAAACCCCAGAAAGGACCAGAUGGGGUCAUCAUUCCCAAUAACUACUGUGACUUCUGCCUUGGAGGCUCCAAUAUGAACAAAAAAAGUGGCCGGCCUGAGGAACUUGUGUCGUGCUCAGACUGUGGGCGCUCUGGACACCCGACCUGCCUGCAGUUCACCACAAACAUGACUGAGGCUGUUAAAACCUAUCAGUGGCAGUGCAUUGAGUGCAAAUCCUGCAGCCUUUGUGGCACCUCUGAGAACGAUGACCAGCUGCUCUUCUGUGAUGACUGUGACCGUGGCUAUCACAUGUAUUGCUUGAAUCCACCAGUCUUUGAGCCCCCCGAAGGGAGCUGGAGUUGUCAUUUGUGCCGGGAGCUGCUCAGAGAGAGAGCAUCAGCUUUUGGCUUCCAGGCCUGAGGAGCUCCAGCAAUCAAGAAACACUUUGCUCCUGUUGUUGGCAUACCAGCACACAAUUCCCAUCCAGAACACAAAGACACAACCCACAUCACAAUGAAUGGACACUCAAGUACAGGAAGAGGUAUCUGUGGUAUUCACUGUCACUGAUGCAGAACCUCCUGGGCUCUACUAGAAGGAUCACGUACUUUCCUGAUGCUCCGGAUGAAAUCUCUUCACUGCUAUGCAUGGUUGCUGCUUACCAUUAUGGGCUCACAUGGAUUAUAGGAGGGGGAGGGUUGUUAUAUUGAUAUGAAGAAGUCAAUUUUGUGUGGCUUUGUGCUUUCUGUUUAGUUUUCUUCUGAAGGAGAAAUCGUAAGAAAUCUCCCAAGGAUUUGUUGGUCAGUGCUUUGGUGGGAAGCAGCACCAGUUGUUACUGCACAAAGCUUGCCUGGAAGUCCCUUUACUGCAACUGCUCUGUAUUCUUAGGGUGGCUUUGCGUUGCAUUAGUUCAAUACUUCCCAUGUUGUGAAUGAUGUGUUGCCACCAAGAGAAGCACCGAUGAGAACUGGGGGAGCGACACUUUCUCUCUUGGAGCAAAUGCUUUGAGUUGGCAGGUCUUCAGACAUCUGGUUUCAGUGUUUCUGAAGGAAGAGCAGUGCCAGUAUGAACAUACAUAGACGCUUAAAUGCUGAGUUUGGUAUUUUUGGAUAUUCAGGCACACCAUCCCACUCUGGUGCUAUCAUGCAGUUCAAAUGCAUCGUUUUAUUUUUACUGAAAAAAAAUUGUGAGUGGUUCUGCAUGUAACUGAUUUGCUGUUCGGCUCAGAAAACUGAACGAAAGAAAACUGUCAUUUUAAGUUGGUCAUAGAAAAUAGAGGUUCCAGUUUUCUAAGCAAUCUAAAGAAAGCCGAAAAUAGGAACAUUGGUAUAGGUCACAUGAAGCACUUUUGAUGAUUUUUUUUUUUUCUGAUUUCUAAAUGAAAAUAUUCUGCAAUUGAAAGCUGAAAUUUUAUUUUGGGAAUUGCCUAAUCAGAACUUCCACAUUUCCAGAGCUAUACUGUUUUGUUUUUUUUUUUUAAAAUCAAAAUAGUUAUCAAGAGUUGUUGAAUUUUCAAAUCAUUUUGCCCCCAAAAUCUCUAUAACUGCAUUUUUGGCAGAAGCCUUAUCAAGCUCCCAUGAAAGGAAUCAUUUACUUGAACCUAAUAUCAAAAGAAAGAUUUCAUAGUUAUUUUAAAAUUUAAAUAGGAAUAGCUGUACUUUGUGCAAACAAACCUCUGCAUGCGAAAUGGAGAAGUGUUAAGCGAGAGCAUCAAUUGAAAAAGUAUUUUCACAGUUGAGUCCCUGUGAUUAACUUAAGACAUCGCCAGGAGGACAAGUGAGUACAUUAAAACAUUUUUAUCCGAUGCAUCUUUUAAGGUUAAAAACAUGCAACUCCCCAAACAGCCAAGUAGCCCAGAAUGACCAUUUUUGUGGGUGUGAUUUACAUUUCUAUCUAUGCAUAGCUUAAAGAGGGAUUAAGAUACGCAUUUAUGAGAGUCCCAAGCAACACGUGAUUUGAGUUGCCUGUACAAGUAGGUAAGAGCACUGAAGGUUAUAUUUGGGAUAUUUAUUCUGGUUGAAACUUUUCUGCAAAAUGAAAUGUCCCUGAAAGGACACUGUGAAAAAGUAGCAGUGAACUAAUUUUUCUUUUUUUCUCCUGCUAAUUACACUUAGUUAGAAUGAACUAUACUGACCUAAUGCACUUUUCCUCGUUAUUUAGAUAGUUUGUUCACCUUUAGUGUUUUGUUCAGCUUGCAGUAGUUGUGCCAGCUGUUGGAUUCUCCCACGUGGCUCUCACGACAUUGUCUCAGACUGCAGUGGGAGUACUUUAACCUGUUAGAAAAGGGGUUUAGGAAGUGUUUAUCCUAGUCGUAUUGGACCAAAUUCCUCCAGGAGUAGCCACAGUGGCUACCCGUGACAUUCAUUCAAUACAUUAACUUUCUGUGUGACACUCUUGGGUGAGCCAAGAGUAUAAAGAUAUUUGAGCAUCAGAUGUAGGACCUGUCUGCAUGAGGUGUCUGGUGCCUGUCUGGACAAAGCUGUAAAAUAAAUGUCAAAUGAA